AUGGCGGAUCAAGCCACCGACCCCCGUCGCGGCAGGAUCGUUCCUCGCACCACCUCGCUUGACAUCCCAACCGACACUGACAUGGACACCACCAAUACUGACCAGGACACCACUGACACCAGCAAUACCGAGAGCAGCGUGAGCGCCGUGACAGGGCGUAUGAUGAACCUAACCGUGAAUACCGACAUACCAGCUCCGGGACACUUUGCAAUCCCACCUCCUCGUUCGGCAUCUAUCAAGGAUACGGAACUACGCUCCAAAAUCAGCAUGCUCCAGGGACCUCCCGACCAAGUCGGACCUGUCAUGAACCUCCUCUACAACGUCGAGGCCCUGCAUCAGUGCAUUUCCGAAAACCCUGAGGCGUGGCCCAUUGCGGCCCUAGAUCAUGCCGGCCUCAUCGGAGUUCGCACACUCCUUACCGAGGCUCCUCCGCAUUUGCUGGCCCUAAUUCGCGUUUGCCUUCCCCCGAUGACCUCGUUUGGGACGCCGUUGCGUUUUCCAAAGGGUUUCAACACCUCGAACACUACCUACAGACCAUAA
This is a messenger RNA of Penicillium subrubescens, 540 nucleotides long. RefSeq lists its product as uncharacterized. The transcript has a single exon. NCBI's taxonomy places the organism in Eukaryota, Fungi, Ascomycota, Eurotiomycetes, Eurotiales, Aspergillaceae. The record is from RefSeq and is a predicted model, not a curated record. The coding region runs from base 1 to 540 and encodes 179 amino acids.